Molecule: messenger RNA, 1622 nt
Organism: Hyaena hyaena (striped hyena)
Lineage: Eukaryota; Metazoa; Chordata; Mammalia; Carnivora; Hyaenidae
Gene: MRPL49
Product: mitochondrial ribosomal protein L49
Exons: 4
Coding region: 44-565 (173 amino acids)
Biological process (GO): translation
Cellular component (GO): ribosome; mitochondrial large ribosomal subunit
Molecular function (GO): structural constituent of ribosome
Source: RefSeq, a predicted model, not a curated record
CUGGUUGCGCGCGCAGAAGGCCGGUGUACGGGAGCGGUUCAAGAUGGCAGCGGCCGUAUUCCGAGCUUCGCUGAGGGGCUGGAGAACCGGCGUCCAGCCGGGCUGCGGGCUCCGGCGGCUGGUGAGAGCGCUGAGACUGGAGAGCCAGACCCAGGGGCCUCCGGAUUACCCCAGCUUUGUGGAGUCUGUGGACGAAUACCAGUUUGUGGAGCGCCUGUUACCCCCUAGCAGCAUCCCAGAGCCCCCAGAGCAUGAACGUUACCCCACUCCUAGUGGCUGGCAGCCACCCAGAGACCCCCCGCCCGACCUGCCCUACUUUGUGCGGCGCUCCCGUAUGCACAACAUCCCUGUCUACACGGACAUCACACACGGCAACCGCCAGAUGACUGUGAUCCGAAAGGUGGAGGGGGACAUUUGGGCUCUGCAGAAGGAUGUGGAAGAUUUCCUGAGUCCACUGCUGGGGAAGACCCCUGUCACCCAGGUCAAUGAGGUGACAGGUACCCUGCGGGUCAAGGGCUACUUUGACCAGCAGCUCAAAGCCUGGCUCCUGGAAAAGGGCUUCUGAGGCCCCCCCUGCGCAGCCUGAUGGCAGCCCCCGCAACUAGAGUCCGGGGUGGGGAUGGGGGGUCUCGGGAGGGAGACAGCUGUAGGAGCAACGAGGACAGCAGGGGUAGGGUAGGGCGAGGCGCGUAGGCAGGUUAACGGGAGGGCUCAGGGCUUCAGAGCAGGCCUUGCUCACAUCAAGGGGGGACGAGACCCUGUAAAAUUGGGGGAGGGCUGUCUGUCACUGGCCUCUGCCUUCAUUGGAGCUCACUGGGCGCAGCUCUUCAAAUUCUGGAGGUUGCUGACUGGCCCUCUGGCGGAAUAGCCCCACCCAGUUUAGGGGAGGGGAACACCAGGCUGAGCGCGUCCCCCCUUGGCCCCCAGGCCCGGCCCGGCUUGGUGGAGGCUGUGGAGAACACGGUAACUCCGGCAUGGGGCCUGGAGGGCUUCAGUUCCAAGUGCAGUACUGGGUGGAGGCACAGAGCCCCCGCGUCAGCCCCUGGCCUCAUUCUUUAGCCCCGAGAAGUGGAAGGCCCAGUCGCCUUUGCUCUGUUCUAGGCCAGAGUCGGGCCUGACUGGGUUUCUAGCUCCAGAAAGCUAAGGCGUUAGCUUUAGCCAGUCUGUCCGCGAGGGGGUGCUUGGGAGACCCCAGCGGCCCGGCGCAGAGCGAGCCCGCCUUCCCGGCCCCCCGAGCUGGUGUCGGGCAGCCAGGGGGACCUCGGGAAGGAAGAUGCUGGCCUUCUGCCCCUGCUGUCCCAUCCUGCUCCGGGCCCGGGCAUCGUCACGCUUGCCUCGUCCCUGGAGUUAUAAAAGCUUAGCCUCUCGGGGGCUCGGUUUCUUCAUCUGGAAAAUGGGGUAUCGUCCUAAUGGUUUAAUGGCUUGUCUAAAUAAGCCGCCCCCCCCCCCCCCCCCCCCCCCCCAGGGACGCUCAAGUCCUAGCCUGAGCGAGUCGACGACUCCGGCACACCGUCCCGGGAUACCAGCUCCACCGUGGUCAAUGCAAGUCUUUAUUUGGCGGUAUAUACAGUUUAAGCUAUUAAAAUUUGUACAAUAUUUACAAAUUAAAUAAUCAUCUGAAA